Molecule: messenger RNA, 1305 nt
Organism: Closterium sp. NIES-65
Lineage: Eukaryota; Viridiplantae; Streptophyta; Zygnematophyceae; Desmidiales; Closteriaceae
Source: the annotation of a GenBank genome assembly
AUGGAUAACGGCAUGGUGGAGGGGCCCGCGGUGCGAGUGCUGGGCACCGUGAUGACCGACGAGACGGUCCCCGAGGGUCACCAGGGGCUGCACGGGUUCCUGUACGGCUCGCAGGGCGCAGACGUGCACGACGCGCCGUCGCAGUCGUACGCGUUACAGCAGGGCGAGGACGACGGGUCGCUGCAGCUGCCGCUCUCCGACUACGUCGCGCGCCGCGAGACGCUCAAGCUCGCCGGAAUCUACGCCGUGUACGACGCGGCGGGCGCGCUGCAGUACGUGGGGUUCAGCCGCAGCGUCGUUCUCGCGCUCAAGGGCCACGCGGCGUUCGUGGGCGCGGAGCGCGCGAGCAGCGUGCGCGUGCGCGUGUACAGCGACGCGGCGAUGAUCACCCGCGCGCGGCUCGAGGAGGAGCGGCAGAAGUGGAUCCCGCAGCUCAUGGCACUGUCCGGUGCCGCUGAUUCGCAGAAGUUUCCUCCCGGCAACAGCGCCGACCUCGCGGAGUGGGAGGGCCCGAGCGGGCCGGGCACGGCGGCGAUGAGCGCGGCGGAGGUGGCGGAGUACGAGGAGAAGAAGCUGAAGCUGCGCAAGGCCAUGGGGGAGAACCUCGCGGACGCCGUCGCGGACGAGACAGAGGACGCGCGCACGCGCCGCCUCAACCUGCUCAGGGCCACGGAGGGCGACGACUGGAGUUCAGUUAUUGACAGACAGACAGCCUCCACUCUACCCACAGACGGCCCUGCUGCUGUUGCCACUGCAUCCGCAGCAGCAACAACAGAUUCGGCCACAGGCACUAUCGUGAGCCCGUUUGCACGGGGCGCGGGCAGCAAAGGAGGGGUGAAGGAGGAGGUUGAGAUGACGGUGGCAGCGGUGGAUGCGGCGUUGGAGGCAGUAAGGCCGUACCUCAUUGCGGAUGGCGGCAAUGUGGAGGUGGCUGGGAUCGCCGAUGGCGUCGUGUCCGUCCGGCUGCAAGGCGCAUGUGGCACGUGCCCCAGCUCCACGUCCACAAUGAAGAUGGGCAUCGAGGCGGAGCUGCAGCGCUGCUUCCCCACGCAGCUCAAGGAGGUCGUGCAAGUGGACGUCAUCGACACUUCCGUCACCGUUGCCGCGGUAGACGGCCAUCUGGACAUGCUGCGGCCGGCCAUCAGUGGGUUCGGAGGGCGAGUGCAGGUGGUGGAAGUGAACGAGGCAGAGGGCACAUGCCGUGUGGCGUACGAGGGCCCGCCUACUGUUGCCAUGGGCAUCCAGGCAGCUAUCAAGGACAAGUUCCCUGCUCUCAAAACUGUGGACGUUGUUGGGUUCGCGUAA